AUGGGGAGCCAAGCCGAAGACGAUGCUCGGAAGAGCCAGGGUCUUGAAUACAGUUCUGACGUCAAAUCUUCUUUUUCUGAUGAAAAAGACAAGUCUCUUGCCAUUGAACCUGCUCAAACACAUAAUCCUCCGCUGAACGAAAAGAAAUCUUAUACCGCGACUGAAACUCCUGUUCCUACGAAAGAAAGUCCAAAGGGGAGCGCGUCGCAUGGAGAAUCUAUCUUACCUGGCUGGACGAGGAUGCGCCCACUGCGUAUGAAAGCCAUGGGACGCGGCAAGAAGCCCGGGGAGGGCACGAAUGGAAUUGUUACGGAGAGGAGUGGUAGUGAGGAAAGAGGGGAUAAAGAUUUAAAAGGCGUGACGACGAAUAAUACCACCGCGAGUGGUGCGGGUGAUUUGGAGGGCUUGACGCAGAUGACAAGUGAUGAUGGAUUACUCGAUGGUAGUGAGGAUGGGAAUCAGCGCGGAAACGCGAUUGCAGACACGAGCAGCACGGUGGUGUAUAAGGUUUAUAAGAGGAGGUGGUUUGGACUUGUGCAGUUGGUUUUGUUGAAUAUUAUCGUUAGCUGGGAUUGGCUCUCUUACUCCGCGAGCUCGAAAACAUGCGCAGAGUAUUAUAGUAUCACGGAAUCGCAGUUGAAUUGGCUGGCGACUGGAUUUCUCUUUGCGUUUGUGGCUGCGACGCCGUUUACUAUCUUGACGUUGAAUAAAGGGGGGCCGAAAUCAUCCAUUAUUACCGCGUCGGUAUUGCUGUUACUGGGGAAUUGGAUUCGCUAUGCCGCUACACGGUCUGGAAAACAUGGGAACUUUGGCGGUGUGAUGUUUGGACAGAUCUUGACGGGUAUUUCGCAACCCUUUGUGUUGGCCGCGCCGACGAGGUACUCGGAUAUGUGGUUUACAAAUCGAGGAAGGGUUGCUGCGACUGCUGUGAUGAGUCUGGCGAACCCGCUCGGUGGUGCGCUGGCGCAGCUUAUUGGCCCGUUUUGGACGAGUUCACCGUCUGAUGUUCCGAAUUUGGUGUUGUAUAUCUCCAUCAUCGCAACCGUCGCCUGUGUCCCAUCAUUCUUCCUCCCCUCCCACCCUCCCACACCCACCUCCCCCUCCUCCAGCACCCCCAAAACCCCCCUCCGUCCCUCCCUCCACACCCUCUUCACCACCCCCGAAUUCUACAUGAUCUUCCUCCCCUUCUCCAUCCUCGUCGGCCUCUUCAACUCGGCCUCCUCCCUCAUAAACCAAAUCCUCGAACCCUACUCCUUCACCGAAGAUCAAGCCGGCAUCGCGGGCGCGCUCUUAAUCGUCGUCGGUCUCGUCACCGCAGCCGUCACAUCCCCCGUGAUCGAUAAAACGAAAUCCUACCUCCUCGCCAUAAAACUCCAAGUCCCAAUCAUAGCCCUCUCCUAUCUAGCCUUCACAUUCGCCCCGCAAACCCGCGAGCUCGCAGCCGUCUAUACCAUCCUCUCCAUCCUAGGCGCCGCGUCUUUCUCCCUCGUCCCCGUGGUGCUGGAAUAUAUAACCGAGAUCACGCACCCCGUGAGCCCGGAAGUCACGUCUACGAUCUGCUGGUCUGGCGGACAACUGCUCGGUGGGAUUUUCAUCGUCAUCUCCGACGCGUUGAGGGACGGCCGGGGUGGAGAGGAUGAUGGAAGUAAGAGGCCACCGGGGAAUAUGUAUCGCGCGCUCGUGUUCCAGGCGGUGGUCGCGAUGGUGGCGGUGCCGUUGCCGUUGUGUUUGGGGCUUUUUGGACGCGGGCAUGGGGUUAGGAUGAGGAGGAUUGAGGAGGAUGUGGGGAGGAGAGAGGAGGGGACGGUUUGA
Messenger RNA from Glarea lozoyensis ATCC 20868, 1812 nucleotides. RefSeq names its product MFS general substrate transporter. The record is from RefSeq and is a predicted model, not a curated record. NCBI's taxonomy places the organism in Eukaryota, Fungi, Ascomycota, Leotiomycetes, Helotiales, Helotiaceae. Gene Ontology annotation, cellular component: membrane. Gene Ontology annotation, molecular function: transmembrane transporter activity. Gene Ontology annotation, biological process: transmembrane transport. The coding region runs from base 1 to 1812 and encodes 603 amino acids. The transcript is spliced from 3 exons.